Messenger RNA from Sorex araneus (European shrew), 1496 nucleotides. It is a transcript of the gene CD72, whose product is annotated as CD72 molecule. Gene Ontology annotation, molecular function: transmembrane signaling receptor activity. The transcript is spliced from 8 exons. The coding region runs from base 68 to 1162 and encodes 364 amino acids. Lineage: Eukaryota; Metazoa; Chordata; Mammalia; Eulipotyphla; Soricidae. The record is from RefSeq and is a predicted model, not a curated record. Gene Ontology annotation, cellular component: plasma membrane.
GGGAGAAGCAAGGGGCACUCCCAGUCCCCAGAGCCUGGGGUGCAGGUGGGUACGAGCGUGUCUGGCCAUGGCCGAGUCCAUCACCUACGCGGACCUGCGGUUUGUCAAGGCCCCCCUAAAGAAUGCUGUUUGCCAACUGGACCAGGAUGUGGAUGAGGACGGGGACCUCACCUAUGAGAAUGUACAGGUGUGCCCAGCCCCGGGGGCCCUCGCCAGCCUGGCUUCCUCAGGACCAGGGGACAAAGCAGGUCCCUGCACAGGGCUGGGCUCUGAGCAGCAACCCUCUUCCUGGCCUUCAGCGACACCCCUAGCCACUGGGCGGGUCCUAUGUGGCCGAGCCAUCUGCACGAAGUACGUCCUUCUGGGCCUGCUCCUCGGCUGCCUGCUCCUGGGGGUGGCCGCCAUCGGCCUGGGGGUGCGCUAUCUGCAGGUGUCUCAGCAGCUCCAGCGGGCGCACAGGAAUCUGGAAUCCACCAACAGCAGCCUGGGGCAGCGGCUCCACCAGGCAGAGGCAAAGCUGAAGCAGCAGGCGGAGGAGCUGCAGGGGGCCAGGCUGGAGCUGACCCAGAGAGAGGAGUCCCUACACAAAGUGCAGCAGGUCGGUCAGGACACCCAAAGGCAGCUGGACAACUGCCGCAGGGAGCAGGACGAGACAAAGAACACCUUGCGGAGUGAGCAGGAACAAAGGAGUAACUUGGAGCAGAGGCUGAAAAGCAUGGAAAGCAUGAGGGACAAGCUGAGGCAAUUCUUCACUUGUAACAGCCCAGACUUCUGCUGUCCUGUUGGAUGGACACUGAAAAGAGGGACUUGCUUUCACAUUUCACCUACAAGGAAAACUUGGCAAGAGAGCCAAGAGUAUUGUAAUUCUCUGUCAUCUGACAUGAUCGCCACUGAAAGUUAUUCACUAGAUAAAAUUAAAAAUGCCUUCUAUUCAUUGUUUGAUGAGCUUCCCUGGUCUGGUCCUUACUGGAUCCACUACAGACCCCCUGAUGAAAGAGAACAUUGGGAUGAUCCUGAAAAGAAAUGUGCUACGGUGAUACAAAGUACUUGGAACCACAAACCACUAUAUCUAAAACUGUGGAGUAAUUGUAUGAAUCCACUACAUUGCAUCUGUGAGUUGAAAGCUUUCAGAUACCCAGAUGUGGAGUACUCUUUGCACUGAGCUGGGUAAGAGGGGGUAGGGAAGAGGAAAAAAAUAGGGGGAGGGGGAAAGAGGGAGAGAGAGGGUGGGGGUAAGAGAGAGGGAGGAGGAGGGGGAGAGGGAGGCGGUGGCUGGGGAGACUUGACUAGUUCCUAGGUGUGAGUCCUGUCCUGUCCACAGGCUCCAGGGGCUGGAUCAGGAAAGGUGUUUCUGUGCAGGGGGAGGGGGAGGCUAAAGGGAGCCGGGUGACCCGCAGGACCUAAUGCUGUUUUGCUCUUCUGCUCAGGCCAACGGAGUCUGAACCCUUCAUGGCUAACGUCCUGCCUGGACAGUGCCAACUUGGCCAAGGGCAGAU